This is a messenger RNA of Hepatospora eriocheir, 843 nucleotides long. The record is from the annotation of a GenBank genome assembly. Lineage: Eukaryota; Fungi; Microsporidia; Hepatosporidae.
AUGGAUAAAAACACAAAGAUAAAUGAAAAUUUAAAAUUGAAUGACAAUCCAUUUGAAGAACAGAAAUACUUGAAGGUAGACAGUACUAUAGAAGAUAAAACAAAGAAAGUUAAAAAAUCAUCAAUUUCAUUGAAUUCUCUUAAAAAAACAUCAUCUAACAAAAAGAAAACUGUUAAAAAACAACUUCUUCCAUUUGAUAUCUUUGAGAACAUCACUAUCUUAUCUAAAUAUGAUUUGACAUUUAGUGAUAUUAAGUACUAUACGAGUCCUCUCUGUCAAAAUAUAAAAAAUGAUGAUUCUAUUAAAAAUGAAGGUUCUAUUAAAAAUGAUGAUUCUAUUAAAAAUGAAGGUUCUGAAAUUUAUAAAAUUCACUAUAAAGCUUUUUUGACUUCACUUAGAUCAGUUUUUCUAAACUAUAAAAAAUUUAAUGAAUUUUUUGUUAUAAAAAUUAGUGAUGGUAGUUUAAUAUACUUUUAUGAAAAUAAAAUACUGGCAACUAAUAAAGUAUCUAAGCUAUUAAAGUCUAAUGACAUAGCAUUUAUAAAAACAAAAGAUUACUUGGUUAUUAAUGAUAAUAUAAACAUAGUAAUGGAUAUGAUAAGUAAUGUUGAUUUUGAAACAAUUCCUUACAUACUUUCAUACACUGAAUUUGAAUAUUCAACUGUGAGGUAUACUAAGAUUGAAUUAUCUAAAGUUGUUAAAAGUUUGAAUGAAAAAGAAUUUUAUUAUGAAAUCAGUGGAAUAGUAUAUUUUGGAGAUUCAAAAUUUUACAGUAACAUUAAAGAAUUAAAAGAUGAAUGUAAAGUAACAAUUAAAACAGGUAUUAAAAUAAAUUACACCUAA